AUGGUCAAUCAAGCUUCUAGCAGCACAUAUCCCGGUGCGAUCGUAACGUUCCACGCACCGAGCGUUGGGAGGACAUUCGAGAGGGUGUUCAGAGAUGCCUCUCUUUCUGAUACCCACUCUGCGAUCAAGAAGAAGCUUGGACUGCCUGGCAAUACCGCCAUCCGCCUAGCACGUGUCGAGAACGGGCGAAUGAUUGACCUUGAGGAUGAUGACGACUUCGACGUAUUUCAUGCGUUGGCACAUCAACAAUCUCGCCUUGAGGUCUCUAUUGCAAUUGGAGACUUUGGGUUCGAGCCUGUGCAGCGCGUGGACGAACCCACGAUGGGUAACGCUGUAGCGAAAAAGAAGAAGCGUAAACGUAUGUCGUUAUCUGACAGCCUCAGCCGACCAAAUUCGCCCAUUAUUACGAACGGCACAUCCUUGCGAACCGAUCAAGGUAGUGCCAGUCCAGGACAGGGCGCGAUGAAUGCUCCAGAUGCUUCCGUGACGAGCAGCGAGCCAGCGAAGAAGAAGCGGAAGAGGAGCAAAGUCGAAGCUCCUCAGGCAGAUGGCGAGCAAUCGAAUGUUCAGCCGGCUCCGAGUCUUGAGAAGAAGCAUCUUAUGCCAGCUGGUCGCACCAACCUGAUCGGGCGUCCCGCCAAACCAAGGAAGGGAACGCAGCCGGAGCGGAGUAUCAUAGAGACAGCUAUAUCUUCAACGGAAGCAGACUCUCCAACUCUUCCCAAGAAGGAGAAGAAGGCUAAGGAACGGAAAGAUAAGCCGUCCGGUGCGCCUCAGGUGAACGAGGCUCCUGUGGCCUCAACAUCCAGACUUCUCGCACCCGUUAUACCUACUGUCUCAAAGACGACCGAGGAAGUUGUUUCCGAUACCCAGGAGUCCACGAAAGCCGUCAAGCGGAAGCGGAAGCACAAGCCGGAGGGCGAAUCCAACGCCUUACCUGCGACUGGCACUGAGCCGACUGCUGUCGAUACCGACCUACCCUCUGUAACUUCACCCGCGAAGCCUAAGCGUAAGAAGGCAAAGAGGGUUUUUGAUGUAGACGACGUCCCUGUGCCCAUAAACGAUGUAUCUGAAGACCGGCUUGCCGCCUCUUCAAGUCGAGAGCAGCGCGUCAACUCUCCGCAAUCUGUACUUAAUGGGCAGCUACAAGAGACAAUUGGUGCUCCGCCCGCCAAGCCGAAGCGCAAAAAGGUGAAGGUUCCGACAGACGCAGAGGUUCUUCGUCCGCCAUCGAAUGUAGAUCCCAAUGUGCAAACCCUGUCCACUACAGACAUGCUCGAGUCGUCAAAAGCAGAGAAGCAAAAGCGCAAAAAGGGAAAGCAGCCCUCUGUCGACGCUGAGGCUGCUCCCACACCCGUUCCGGAGGUCGACGCCGCUGUAGUUCUCGCCGACAGCGAUGCUGUGGAGAACAGGAAGGAAAAGAGGAAGAAAAGGCCUGUUGAGGAGGCGGUCGCAACUGAGGAUGCGCGCGCACCGUUGGCGGUUGUCUUUGCUGAGGGUGUUGAUGACUCGGCCGCACCAGCUGAGAAGAUAGACAAGGGGGCCAAAAAGGAGAAGAAGCGUAAGAAGGGUGCCGAAUCUCAAGCAGAAGCAUCGCAUCAAGACACUACACAUAACCCAGACGACCAGCCUGUAUCGAAACCAACCGAAGAGCUGGUGCAGUCAGGGUUGAGAUCCAACGUCAAGGGGAAAGCCACGCAAAAGAAGGCGGAGUCGUCGAGCACGAAACCUAUCGGCGACAAGCAACCAAGGACGUCCAUUGCGCUGUCGGAUCCCGACUUGUGGGCGAGUCUCAAGGCUGCCGCUGACGUCAUUAUGGCGAAGAGAGAUACAGACGCUGCUGCUAACAGAGUUUCUAAGUCUUCAAAGGACUCCAGUCGUUCACGCGUAGAGACACAGGCUACGGCCGAUCACGCUGAGGUUACGAAUUCUCGCGAGAAGAGCAAGAAGUCGAAACGCGGCAAGUCAGGACUUUCAGCGGUCGGCGCUGGAGACACUCAAGCACCCAACUUGGUCGAGCCCGAGCCAAGCACAUCUCCGUCCCCUGCUGAUCCCGGAGAGCAUAUCACCAUACUGAGUUCGUCCUCGGAACAGGAACAGCCGGAGGAUGAGUCCGUCCUAGUCAAGUCUCCCGUUAUCCCAACCGGCUCAGAGAUUGCGGAGGUCCCGAUCGAAGGUCGCGACGAAGGAAGCAGCAACGAGAGUGAGAGCGACGAUGAGGGAAGUGAGGACGAAAGCGGCGACGAACGCGACGACGAAAGAGCGCCUCCUACGCUCAACCUUUCGCUUGACAUCUCGGCCACUGACAUUGAUGCCCUCCUUCGUGGGCCUGUCACAAGGAAAAGCCUGCUUGCUGAACUGCCUUCCGACAGCAGCGAAGACGAGGAUGAUGACAAAGUGGCUGAUGACGUUCCGGACGACGAGGAAGAAAAGCUGGACAAGCAGUUCCGUCGCCUGUCGCAGCGGUUACAGCGCGACGAGCUUUCUUCGGAUGAGGAGACUGAUCAUUCUGGCUCGGACAACGAAGCGGACAUGACCGUGUCGAUGCCAAAGCCCAACCUGCGUCGACGCUGGGCGGCGGCGACGCCCUUCCGGCGCAUGUCCGACAUAGCCAGUCAGACGCUCUUCGCGUCGCAGUCGAUCAACGAUAGCAUGUCGUUCUCGUCGACGCCGGCACCGAAGCAGUCUAGCCUAGCUACGCCGGCAGGCGAAGGCGAGUCUGACUCGGACGAUGACGAGGAUAGUGAUGAUUCAAAUGCGGCGAACCGGUCGCACAUCCCGCGCGAUAGGAUGGCUGGUGCGGGGGUACAGAAAAAGAAGAGCGGACUUCUGGCCUUUGCAAAGUGA
This is a messenger RNA of Postia placenta MAD-698-R-SB12, 2847 nucleotides long. RefSeq lists its product as hypothetical. The coding region runs from base 1 to 2847 and encodes 948 amino acids. The transcript has 8 exons. Lineage: Eukaryota; Fungi; Basidiomycota; Agaricomycetes; Polyporales; Adustoporiaceae. The record is from RefSeq and is a predicted model, not a curated record.